This is a messenger RNA of Parastagonospora nodorum SN15, 693 nucleotides long. RefSeq lists its product as hypothetical. Gene Ontology annotation, biological process: valyl-tRNA aminoacylation. The transcript has a single exon. Gene Ontology annotation, molecular function: valine-tRNA ligase activity; ATP binding. Gene Ontology annotation, cellular component: cytosol. NCBI's taxonomy places the organism in Eukaryota, Fungi, Ascomycota, Dothideomycetes, Pleosporales, Phaeosphaeriaceae. The record is from RefSeq and is a predicted model, not a curated record. Bases 1 to 693 code for a protein of 230 amino acids.
AUGCACUCUCGUACAGUCACGGGCGCUGCUCCCGCGCCCGCGCCUGAGAAUUCGACCAAUUUAGUCAACGCUGCUAGCGCUGAUGCCACGGGCCUGAGCGCCUCCAGAAAAGAUGGCAGAGACAAGGCCGACGUGAAGUCGGAGAAGGAGUUGGACAAGGAGCGCAAGAAGGCAGACAAGAACGCCAAAUUCCAAGCGAAAAAGAAGGCGCAGCCCGGGCCCCCGGGCUCGGCGGGCAACAAAAAAGACAAAAACGACAAAAAGGACAAGAAGGACCAGAAGGACAAGGAUGAGGGCGUCCUUCCUGCCUACGUCGAGGAGACGGCCAAGGGCGACAAGAAGAUGCUGAAGAGCUUGGAUGACCCGUACCACAAGGCAUACAUGCGCGCCGUUGUCGAAAGCGCAUGGUACGACUGGUGGGAGAAGGAGGGCUUCUUCAAGCCCGAGUUUACCCAAGACGGAGAGCCCAAAGCAAAGGGCACUUUUGUGAUUCCCAUACCGCCGCCCAACGUGACGGGGAAGCUACAUUGCGGCCACGCUCUCGCCACGUCCCUGCAGGAUCUCCUGGUCCGAUGGCACCGAACGCAGGGCUACACGACCCUCUACCUCCCCGGCUGCGAUCACGCCGCCAUUCCCACACAAGCUGUCGUUGAGAAGAAUGCUUUGGCGCCAAGAGAAGAAGACGCGACAUGA